AUGAAUGCGUUGAUCAUAGAGAUAGCAAAUGGUAGUCAGGUUCUGGUAUGUGAGAUUGUUAAGAGUUGCGUAUUGGGAGUUGAAGGGAAGGCAUUUGGUCAAGAGUUAUCGGUAGUCAAUCUAUACGCAAUCAGGGACAGAAGGUUUCAGGUAUCUCCAUGGAAGGGUAUUAUCCGUUUUGGAAAGCGUGGGAAGCUAAGCCCUCGUUUCCUUGGACCGUUUAAAGUCUUGACUAGGGUGAGACUCCAGGCUUACAAACUAGAACUACCACCAGAGAUGGCCGGAAUACAUAACACAUUCCACGUGUGCUACCUUCGUAAGUGCUUAGUGGAAGAAGAAAGUGUGAUACCACUUUUGGAAAUUCGUGUUGAUGAGAACAACCGAAGCGUGGAAGAACCGGAAGCCAUCUUGGAAAGCAAGAUCAAGGUGUUGAGGCACAAGGAAGUUGUCAUGGUCAAGAUACGUGUUUAG
Messenger RNA from Cynara cardunculus var. scolymus (artichoke), 471 nucleotides. RefSeq lists its product as uncharacterized. The transcript is spliced from 4 exons. Bases 1 to 471 code for a protein of 156 amino acids. Lineage: Eukaryota; Viridiplantae; Streptophyta; Magnoliopsida; Asterales; Asteraceae. The record is from RefSeq and is a predicted model, not a curated record.